UUGGUCAGGUGACUGGAGGGCGGUCAGGUGACCAGCAGUAAUGUGGCUGCUGUGGGUCGCGCUGUGUGUGCAGGGGGUCCGGGCGGUGUACGAGCUCAGUGACCGCGGAGGACUGGGCCGGGAGUUCGAUGGGAUCGGAGCUGUCAGCGGAGGAGGCGCCACCUCCCGCCUGCUGGUGAAUUACCCGGAGCCGUUCCGCUCCCAGAUCCUCGAUUAUCUAUUCAAGCCGAACUUUGGAGCCUCGUUGCACAUUUUUAAGGUGGAGAUUGGAGGUGAUGCUCAGACUACAGACGGCACAGAACCUUCCCACAUGCACUAUCCGGACGACCAGAACUACUUCCGGGGGUACGAGUGGUGGCUGAUGAAAGAGGCCAAGAAGAGGAACCCCAACAUUAAACUUGUGGGUCUGCCCUGGGCCUUUCCCGGAUGGAUCGGCAAUGGCAAGAAUUGGCCGUAUGACUUUCCUGAUGUCACCGCGUAUUACGUCGUCUCUUGGAUCAUUGGCGCUAAGCAGUACCACGACCUGGACAUAGACUACGUGGGGAUAUGGAAUGAGCGAGCCUUUGAUGCAACUUACAUAAAGUUACUGCGUUACACCCUGGAUAAGAGCGGUCUGGAGCGCGUGAGGAUCAUAGCCAGUGAUAAUAUGUGGCAGCCGAUCGCUUUUCAGAUGCUGCGGGACGCUGAGCUCCUCAGGGUGGUCGAUGUGAUAGGCGCUCACUAUCCCGGGACUCACACUGUUGAAGACGCGAUGUCUACAGGAAAGAAGCUUUGGUCUUCAGAGGAUUACAGCACGUUCAAUGAUGAGGUCGGGGGAGGCUGCUGGGCGCGAAUCCUCAACCAGAACUACGUGAAUGGGAACAUGACAUCAACCAUCUCGUGGAAUCUCGUGGCCAGUUAUUACGAGCAGCUGCCGUUUGGUCUAGAAGGGCUGAUGACGGCGAAGGAGCCUUGGAGCGGCAGCUAUGAGGUCUCCUCUCCUAUCUGGAUUACAGCUCAUACCACUCAGUUUACGCAGCCAGGGUGGUAUUACCUGCGGACGGUCGGUCACUUGGAGAAAGGCGGGAGCUACGUGGCCCUCACCGACAGGAAGGGGAACAUCACAAUUAUCAUUGAGACCAUGUCUCAUGACCACUCCAUCUGUAUCCGGCCCCCGCUGCCCACAUUUAACGUCUCUGCGCAGAAUGCCACCUUCGAGCUGGACGGCUCCUUCAACAAUCUGAAGUCGCUGCAGGUCUGGUAUUCUAAGCUCUGCACCAACACCACUAAAGCCACCCUGUUCACCAAGAAGUCCGCCAUACCGGUUACAGGUGGUUCAUUUACUCUGGAGCUCGGCGUGGAUGAGGUUUACACAUUGACAACCCUGACAACAGGGCAGAAAGGGUCGUAUCCCACCCCCCCAGAGUCUCAACCCUUCCCUCGGAAAUACAAGGACGACUUCAAUGUCCGUAACCCCCCCUUUACUGAAGCCCCUUAUUUCGCUGACCAGUCAGGCGUUUUCGAGUACUUCACGAACACCUCAGACCCCGGAGAUCACGUCUUCACCUUCCGUCAGGUUCUGACUCAGCGGCCGAUCACUUGGGUUUCUGACGCCAAUCAGGCGAUUAGUGUGAUCGGGGAUUACUCAUGGUCCAAUGUCACUAUAACAUGUGACGUGUACAUCGAGACCCCGGACACGGGCAGCGUGUUCAUCGCUGCCAGGGUGGAUCAGGGCGGAUCACCUUCAUCCUUGGCCAAAGGGAUCUUUUUCUGGGUGUUUGCAGAUGGCACUUACAAAGUCACAGGGGAUUUGCAAGGGAAGAUUGUGCUACAUAAAGGUCUGUCUGGGGUCCGGGCGAGACACUGGCACACGCUGACCCUCCAUAUAGAGGGGUUUACGGCGUACGGCCUGCUGAACGGCUACCCCCUGUGGAAGGACGUCCUGACGCUGGGACCUGUGCACGGCUGGGCCGCUAUAGGGACGGGCUGCUUGGAGUUUGCUCAGUUUGAUAACUUCAUGGUUGAAGCUGAAGUCUCUCAGGGGUGACGUCGUGUGAGAUCUGAUGAGCUGCGGCUGCUGUGACGGGCGGGGGUCUCCUGGAUCACACAUCACUGUAAUGGAAGGAAGCCUCAUAAUUGGAGAUGAGCGAAUCGAAUCCCACGAAGUGGAGAUCGAUCCGAAUUUCAGGAUAAAUUCGAUUCACCUCGAAGCCAAAUUUUCUCGUGCUUCGUGUCAGUGAAUCGAUUUAACCUGAAAUAAUGUA
Messenger RNA from Bufo bufo (common toad), 2243 nucleotides. RefSeq names its product galactosylceramidase (gene GALC). The record is from RefSeq and is a predicted model, not a curated record. Gene Ontology annotation, cellular component: lysosome. Gene Ontology annotation, biological process: galactosylceramide catabolic process. Lineage: Eukaryota; Metazoa; Chordata; Amphibia; Anura; Bufonidae. The transcript has 17 exons. The coding region runs from base 41 to 2026 and encodes 661 amino acids. Gene Ontology annotation, molecular function: galactosylceramidase activity.